This is a messenger RNA of Lepus europaeus (European hare), 1911 nucleotides long. It is a transcript of the gene KCNS1, whose product is annotated as potassium voltage-gated channel modifier subfamily S member 1. Bases 1 to 1500 code for a protein of 499 amino acids. Lineage: Eukaryota; Metazoa; Chordata; Mammalia; Lagomorpha; Leporidae. The transcript has 2 exons. The record is from RefSeq and is a predicted model, not a curated record. Gene Ontology annotation, biological process: potassium ion transmembrane transport; protein homooligomerization; regulation of delayed rectifier potassium channel activity. Gene Ontology annotation, cellular component: membrane; voltage-gated potassium channel complex. Gene Ontology annotation, molecular function: protein binding; delayed rectifier potassium channel activity.
AUGGUGAGCGAGUCCCCGGGGCGCGGCGCCGGCGUCCCCUGGCGGCGAAGCGACGAGGCGCUGCGCGUGAACGUGGGCGGCGUGCGGCGGCGGCUGAGCGCGCGCGCGCUGGCGCGGUUCCCGGGCACGCGGCUGGGCCGCCUGCAGGCCGCGGCGUCGGAGGAGCAGGCGCGGCGCCUGUGCGACGACUACGACGCGGCGGCGCGCGAGUUCUACUUCGACCGGCACCCGGGCUUCUUCCUGGGCCUGCUGCACUUCUACCGCACCGGCCGCCUGCACGUGCUCGACGAGCUGUGCGUCUUCGCCUUCGGCCAGGAGGCCGACUACUGGGGCCUGGGCGAGAGCGCGCUGGCCGCCUGCUGCCGCGGCCGCUACCUGGAGCGGCGCGUGGCGCGGCCGCGCGCCUGGGACGAGGACAGCGACACGCCGAGCAGCGUGGACCCGUGCCCCGACGAGAUCUCCGACGUGCAGCGCGAGCUGGCGCGCUACGGCGCGGCGCGCUGCGGCCGCCUGCGCCGCCGCCUCUGGCUCACCAUGGAGAACCCGGGCUACUCGCUGCCCAGCAAGCUCUUCAGCUGCGUCUCCAUCGGCGUGGUGCUCGCCUCCAUCGCCGCCAUGUGCAUCCACAGCCUACCCGAGUACCAGGCCCGCGAGGCGGCCGCCGCCGUGGCCGCCGUGGCCGCGGGCCGCAGCGCCGAGGACGCGCGCGACGACGACCCGGUGCUGCGGCGCCUCGAGUACUUCUGCAUCGCCUGGUUCAGCUUCGAGGUGUCGUCGCGCCUGCUGCUGGCGCCCAGCACGCGCAACUUCUUCUGCCACCCGCUCAACCUCAUCGACAUCGUGUCGGUGCUGCCCUUCUACCUCACGCUGCUGGCCGGUGCGGCGCUGGGCGGCCGGCGCGGCGCGGGCGGCGAGGAGCUGGGCGACCUGGGCAAGGUGGUGCAGGUGUUCCGCCUCAUGCGCAUCUUCCGCGUGCUCAAGUUGGCGCGCCACUCCACGGGGCUGCGCUCGCUGGGCGCCACGCUCAAGCAUAGCUACCGUGAGGUGGGCAUCUUACUUCUGUACCUGGCCGUGGGCGUGUCGGUGUUCUCCGGUGUGGCCUACACAGCUGAAAAGGAGGAGGACGUGGGCUUUGACACCAUCCCAGCCUGCUGGUGGUGGGGCACAGUGAGCAUGACCACAGUGGGCUACGGGGAUGUGGUACCAGUGACGGUGGCUGGCAAGUUGGCAGCCUCCGGAUGCAUCCUGGGGGGCAUCUUGGUGGUGGCACUCCCCAUCACCAUCAUCUUCAACAAGUUCUCCCACUUCUACCGGCGCCAGAAGGCUCUGGAGGCGGCCGUGCGCAACAGCGACCACCGGGAGUUUGAGGACUUGCUGAGCAGCAUGGACGGCGCAUCGGAGGCCUCUCUGGAGACGUCGCGAGAGACCUCCCAGGAGGGACAGUCUGCAGACCUGGAGACCCAGGCCCCCAGCGAGCCUGCAGACUCUCGGGGGUGUUAAAGCCAGGGCUGCGUGUCCCCCUUCCCAUGUGCCUAGAGUCAGCUGAAACAGAGCAAAGACUCCUCCCCUGCUUCGUUUCCUUGUGGUAGUGAGACAGACUCGUGCUGGCCUGAGAAAUAGGCCCCUUCCUCCCGUGGCCCAGAGCAGGAGGGCACUGCCUAAGCCACUCCCAGCACGGGCACAGCCAGAGAAGGUCAACAGGAAGCCAAGGACUCCUGGGACCCUGCUCUUAGCCAGAUCACAUUUGGCCUCGUGUUGGAAGAUGAGAAUCAGCCCCUUUUCACAGGUGGGGAACUGAGGCUCAGAAGGGCACUGUCUCACCCCCGUGUCACGCAACUAGGGAGUGGCAGUCUGCUGUGGAAUCCAGGCUGUGGUCCGCCGAGUGUCCUGUCCACUCUUCUGCCCUCACAG